AUGGCCAUCGCCACGCUUCUACCCAGGCAAACCUACUACUACCGCAACUGCACCCGAGACGAAGAUGGCUUUCUCAUCAGCGACGAAAACUGCUACAUCUCCUUCUGGAACACAAAGGCCGGCAAAAUAGUCAAAUGGUCCCUCUUCCUCGCCAUCCUCCUCUCCCUCACCCUCUACCUCCUAAUAGGCUACUUCCAUGCCCGGAAACGCGUCCGCUCCGGCCUCCCCCCGCUGGGAUACCACCGCUUCCUCGUCAACCGCGCCACCCUCGCCCAAGUCGACCCCCGGUAUCGAUACCCCCAAUCCACCUUCACCCCUUACAACUACAACGCGGACGGGCAUCAAUACUACAACAUGCAAGGGAUGCCACCACCACCAGUCUACGAUCCCAACGCGCCACGGCCGCCGGUUUACGAACCACCUGCUGGAGUCUCUAAAUAUGGGGAGGGUAAUGGGAAUGGGACGACACCACCACCACCGCAGGAUAAUGGGUAUAUCUACUCCCCACCACCGGGACCACCACCACCAGCGGUGGUCGCGCCAGUGCCAAGUAGCAGCUUGAAUGAGCAGUAUGCCCCUCCCCCUGGGCCACCACCACUCACACUACAACCUCAAGGAACGGGGAAUACCAACAACCCGUUCAGGAGCUAG
Molecule: messenger RNA, 651 nt
Organism: Podospora anserina S mat+
Lineage: Eukaryota; Fungi; Ascomycota; Sordariomycetes; Sordariales; Podosporaceae
Exons: 2
Coding region: 1-651 (216 amino acids)
Source: RefSeq, a predicted model, not a curated record